UUCUUUUCUCUUCAUUGAUCUUGGCGUGCCACCCCACAUUUAUUAGUGCCCUCCAUCUGGCAAAACUUUCUGGAGGCGCCCCUGGGAGGGCGUCAGGGAGGCUGGGGCUUGGAGCAGUGGAGAUGAGGAGACUGCUCCUCAGAAAUGUGCUCUCGUCUAUUGUGCGAGAAGGAAAGAAGGCAGCCGACAGACGGAGAGAAGAGUUGACAGAGGAGUAAUGAGAGAAAUAAUGUGAGACAGAGAAAAGGGUCCUUUCUGGGGCACCGUGGAUCCGGACUGGAGGCGACCGCCCGGUGUUGGAGGGCGAAGGUAUGCUUGGCUGUGUGCGUGAGAGAGAGAGAGACUGUGUUGCGCGUUUGGCGGAGAGACCGCAGAGAGCCCCAGACAACUUCCAGCACCCUCCCAGCGCCGCUGCGCUGCGCUCCGCUCCGCUGCGCCCUGCCGCCACCGCCGCCGCCGCGUCUCUCCGAGUCUUUCUCCGGGACCCAGGCGGCUGGCGCGGUGAGAUGUGAAGAGGCUUAAAGUAUGGCAUGCAAGGAUGGUGUCCGCAAAGAAGAAGGAGAUGGUGACAGCGACGCGACCCGCGUUUAUUCGGACCCUGUUCUACUUUUUCUGUUUGACGACUUGUGCGAAAAGCAUCUCGGGACAAACAAAGAAGGAUGAGAGGAUUUACCCGGAGAAUUUUACUCGGAUAUUGGACCGACUUCUGGACGGCUAUGACAACAGGCUUCGACCUGGAUUCGGAGGUCCUGUGACCGAGGUGAAGACUGACAUUUACGUGACGAGUUUUGGGCCGGUCUCAGAUGUUGAAAUGGAAUACACCAUGGAUGUAUUCUUUCGGCAGACCUGGGUUGACCGGAGGCUGAUGUACGAGGGCCCAGUGGAGAUACUGAGACUAAACAACCUGAUGGUGACCAAGGUCUGGACACCGGACACUUUUUUCAGGAACGGCAAGAGGUCGGUGGCCCACAACAUGACGGCCCCCAAUAAGCUCUUCCGCAUCAUGAAGAACGGCACCAUACUCUACACCAUGAGGUUGACCAUUAUCGCCGAGUGUCCCAUGAAGUUGGUGGAUUUCCCCAUGGAUGGACACGCCUGUCCUCUCAAGUUUGGAAGCUAUGCCUACCCCAAAACAGAGAUGAUCUACACGUGGACCAAAGGGCCCCAGCAUUCGGUGGAGGUCCCUCCUGAGUCCUCCAGCCUCGUUCAGUAUGAUCUCACCGGCCAGACGGUCUCCAGCGAGACCAUUAAAUCCAUCACAGGUGAAUAUGUGGUGAUGACGGUCUACUUCCACUUAAAACGUAAAAUGGGCUACUUCAUGAUUCAGACGUAUAUCCCCUGCAUAAUGACAGUAAUCCUCUCCCAAGUGUCCUUCUGGAUAAAUAAGGAGUCAGUCCCGGCACGGACCGUCUUUGGCAUCACCACUGUCCUGACUAUGACGACACUCAGCAUCAGUGCUCGGCACUCUCUCCCCAAGGUCUCAUAUGCGACUGCGAUGGACUGGUUCAUUGCCGUCUGCUUCGCCUUUGUCUUCUCUGCCCUCAUCGAGUUUGCCGCUGUCAACUAUUUCACCAAUGCACAGAUUGAGAGGGCCAAGAGGAAGCCAGGCAAAUGUCCCCCCGUGCCCCAAAGCACGCCUGUUAAGGUGAAGGACACAGAGGAAGUGCAGCAGCAAGUUCCCGACACCAACGGCUCCCUGAGAAAACGGAUGAACUACGUCUCCCACCAGGACGCGACCGCUCAGCCGAGAGCCCAGUCCACCACUAACGUUUCAGGCCUGGGAAGAGGAAGGGCCCUGAGAGCUUUAGCCGGCGGCGCCAACGGCAGCUCCUCCACGCUCUCCCGCUCCAGCCCCAAGUCCGAGAGCCUGCUCAGCGUGGCCUCCUCCUCUGCCCAGCUGGUGAAGGGCACGCCUCAGCCAGCGGCCUCCACCCCUGACGUGAUGGCGGGCACGCCGGGCAGGCAGGGCGCCGACUCCGCGUCCCUGCACCAGCUGCUGGGGCCCAAGCUGGAGCGCAUCCAGAUGAUGGGCAACAAACUGGAGCCCAAGCAGACGCCGUGCUCCCAGCCGACCGCCGCCGGCAUGGGCGGAACCAGUAAAAUUGACAAAUACGCGCGGAUCCUGUUUCCGGUUUCGUUCGGGGCGUUCAACAUGGUCUACUGGGUGGUCUACCUGUCUAAAGACACAAUGGUGACCAAGGGCAACUAGAUCUCCAUCUGCCAACGGGAUUCAUCGGUAUUUCGUCUUAACCUGGAUACAACAGCAGGAGGCUGCUGGUUUUGCCAAACAGUUAAAUGUGCUCAUUCGUCAACGGCGGAUCCAGGAGAACACGUUCGCGGCGCAUUUGUUUUGCUCCUGCCGAGGGACCGCAAGCAUGGAAAUAAAUCCUUAUAAUUAGAAUGAACUGACUCAGCAUAAGAACGUCUGCACAUUGGAAUAUUCCACUGUCCCUUUUUUUCUAUUUUCUAUGGCCUCGUCUGAUUGUAAAGGUCUGCAACUGCCUCGUGGUCCGUUUGGCCUGGAUACAGUGUGGGGAUUUGUCACUUUCCUAUUUUUGUACCCUGCACCGGUUGGAUAUGUCACCAUUCGGAAAUGAACUUCACCCCCAAUGUAAAUAUAUAUAUAAAUAUAUAUAUAAAUAUUUAUUUAUUAGGUUAAAAAGAUUUAUAUUUGAUGUAAAAACUUAAAAACAGAACAGUAGGUUUAGGGAUUUGCAGUAAAAUGAUCUGAAAGUACAAAGAGAUCUGGGUGGCGGUGCAUGGUCUCAGAUGCCUCCUGGCAGAAUGAGUGUCAAGCUGAAAAGACUUUUGAUCAAAAAGUCUUAAAAACCAGGCUUAGAGGAGCUUUGGUCAUGAAUGGAUGAGCUGUGAAAGCUUCUUGCACAGUACCUCCUUGUGAAGCAUCUCCCUUGCACAAGAUGGCUUAACCAAUCGGAAACAACCCCCGAGAUGAAAUGUAGGAAAAGGAAUGAGAAAGGAAGGAGUGGAGACAUGCUUACAGCUGUAGGGUUUACUUCUUUACCGUCUGGUCAAGGUUCAUACUUUAAUUAUGUAAAUUAAUAAAAACAAUCCACAUGUACAGACAAAAGCCAGAGAAAUUAGAGACAUUUACUGG
Fundulus heteroclitus (mummichog) is the source of this 3115-nucleotide messenger RNA. It is a transcript of the gene gabra4, whose product is annotated as gamma-aminobutyric acid type A receptor subunit alpha4. Gene Ontology annotation, biological process: synaptic transmission, GABAergic; monoatomic ion transmembrane transport; chloride transport. Gene Ontology annotation, molecular function: GABA-gated chloride ion channel activity; benzodiazepine receptor activity; transmitter-gated monoatomic ion channel activity involved in regulation of postsynaptic membrane potential. The record is from RefSeq and is a predicted model, not a curated record. NCBI's taxonomy places the organism in Eukaryota, Metazoa, Chordata, Actinopteri, Cyprinodontiformes, Fundulidae. Gene Ontology annotation, cellular component: synapse; dendrite membrane; neuron projection.